AUGUCGCCGUAUCAAAUUGUGUAUGGUAAAGCUUGUCACUUACCUCUUGAACUGGAGCAUCGAGCAUUUUGGGCGACAAAGUACUUGAAUUUCGACUUGGUCAAGGCAGGCGAAUCUAGAAUCCUUCAGCUUCACGAGUUGGAGGAGUUUCGGAAUUUAGCAUAUGAAAACACCAAGAUAUAUAAAGAAAAAGCCAAGAAAUGGCAUGCAAAAAAAAAAUCAAUUCAAGGAGUUCUAAGAAGGAGAACUAGUUCUUCUCUUCAACUUGAGAUUAAAGUUGUUUCAAUGAAAACUAAAGUCAAGAUGGUCGGGUCCUUUCAAAAUAAUCAAGAUGUUUCCAUACGGUGCUGUGGAGUUAAAGGAUACAUGCUCAAACCGAAGUUUCUAGGUGAAUGGAUAAAAGCUCAAACCUUACUUAGAGGGAGAGUCAAAACUUUCGACGAAGUCCAUCAAUCUGAUCACCAUUUGAAGAGUGGAAUGUCAAGCUCAAGAUAUUAA
Molecule: messenger RNA, 498 nt
Organism: Cicer arietinum (chickpea)
Lineage: Eukaryota; Viridiplantae; Streptophyta; Magnoliopsida; Fabales; Fabaceae
Source: RefSeq, a predicted model, not a curated record